Molecule: messenger RNA, 1659 nt
Organism: Drosophila willistoni
Lineage: Eukaryota; Metazoa; Arthropoda; Insecta; Diptera; Drosophilidae
Exons: 3
Coding region: 6-1562 (518 amino acids)
Source: RefSeq, a predicted model, not a curated record
AAAAAAUGUCGUUUCUAUAUAGACUUGUUUUAAUAUUCUGUGGUCUUUCGAUCACAUAUGCAAACUCAUUGCAACAGGACUAUUGUGACUUAUCGCUGUGUCCAAAAGGCAAGCAUGUUGCAUGUGACAAUAACCUAAAACACUAUGGCCAAAAUUGUACAAUGGAUGCAGAACUUUUAGAAACACCCGAGAAACUUCGCGACGGAAUUGUGCUACGAAUGAAUGAAUUACGUAAUCAAUUAGCAGGGGGUGGAUUUUCAGGUUUUACGCCAGCUGAUCGCAUGGCAACUGUACAAUGGGAUGAUGAACUUGCACAUUUGGCAAAAUUUAAUGUACUCAAAUGUAUAUUAAAGCGUGAUAGAUGUAGGAAUACACGUAAAUACGGCCAUGUUGGACAGACUAUAUCAUAUCGAGGAUAUAGAAAAAGGAUUCCACGACUGGAUAAAAUCGUAUUAAAACAAAUUAAUAAUUGGUUUAGCGAACACGAAAUGAGUUCAAUGGCCGACAUAUUUGCAUAUAAAGGACCAACCCAUGGCGUAUUCAAACGGAAUUUCCUUCAAAUAUCAGAGGGAAAAAACAAUCGCAUAGGCUGUGCAUUGCUUCAACAGACUCAAAACGAAUGGUUACAGACCUUCCUAACGUGCAAUUAUGGCCAUGCGCCAGUUGUGGGCAAGGAUGUGUAUACGAGCGGUGGAGUAGCUGCCAGUAGGUGCAAAACUGGCAAAAAUCCAUCAUUCCCUAAUCUUUGUUCAAUCGAUGAAGUCUAUAGGAAAGAUGAAGGCUACGAAGAUGAGAUUGAAACUAAUACUAAGCGAAACCAAUCAAAUGUCACUAGUAGCACAGCAGAAGGUUCAACAAAAAAUGUGACCGAAACGAUAAAAGAUUCAACCACAAAACCAACAGAAGAGAAAUCUACUGAAAAACCUGCAAAUUCUACUGCCGAUAAUAAGGAAACAAAUUCCGAUGGGUCACUUCAAUCUCGUACAUUUAAAAUUUUACCAAGAACACAAACAGCCAACAAAACGGAGACUUCGGAUACAGUAGCAACUAAUAUUACAGAAUCUUCCGUAACCCCAGCAUCGAAUGAAACUGCAACUCAACCAACAGUGCAAGCAAAUAGUACAGAAAUUUCUACAACCUUGUCAACAAAUCAAUCGUCAACUGUAACAACGCCCACUACUACUGAAACAGCAAAAUCAACUACACCAAAGCCUAGCAAAAAUGAAACGGUUAACGAGAAUAAAAAUAAUGUUUUUUAUCGUUUCACUCGAUUCAUAGUAAAACUUCACGCACUCGCGAAUAAGUAUCAGAUUAAAAUCAUUACCCAAAAUCAUGAGGUAGAGAAGGUUAUGAAAGUCUUAAGCAAAGUUACGAAAACUCGAACGGAAAAUAUCUCUCGCCGUGAGAAGCACGUUGGCGAUGCGCAACAAAAUCGGCAAUUAAGAAUGAGGAGUCGGGGCAUACGCGGAAGGACAAUGAAACAAAAACACAAAGAAAUGUGGCGAUCAAAGCGUCAUCAGAAAGAUCUCAGCGAUGGUUUGGUUAAAUGGAGGACUAUUUGAGCAACUUUUAAUUCAAUUUAAAAUUACUAAGCGUGAAUUGAGUCCUAUUGUAGUUUGAUCUACACAAAAUAAAAAUGCUACCAGUCCUUGAAUAUAA